Sphenostylis stenocarpa is the source of this 549-nucleotide messenger RNA. NCBI's taxonomy places the organism in Eukaryota, Viridiplantae, Streptophyta, Magnoliopsida, Fabales, Fabaceae. The record is from the annotation of a GenBank genome assembly.
AUGCGUGUCUCAGCUGCAAUUGCCGCAAUCACUGUUUUUGGAAUUGGUAUGUUGAUGGUUCAUAAAGGACUUUGGUUUCUCCAAAUGAAACAUUCGUACUGCAAAUCUGACCAUAGAUUAUCUUCAACUGCCUUGGAAAAUGAAUUGAACGCAAAACUGUGCUUGCAACUUCUUGUCAAUUUGUGCGAUUGCAUUCUCACCUAUGCCAUGGGACAACCAAAUAUUUUCUUCUCUUAUGACGAAAUUGGAAAGGAUUUUCUUAGCUCCUGGAAAUCCAUGUCAAUGGCAGAAGAUGAUGCAAUUGACUUUGGCUUUGACAAUGUUUCUAAAGGAAAAAAGAAGACAUUUGACUUUGAAAAACUGGACAUGAAUUUUAAUCUGGGUGGUGAGUUUGACAAGAUAUCAUCAUUUAAGUUGGACAUGUCAGAUCUUGAUUUUACAUGCCCACCAAAGAAGAAUUCCCAGUCUAAGGAUAAGAAAGGAGAACUUUCUGGUGCAAAGGCAGGGAAGCAAGACGAGUUUAAUUUUAGCUUUGAUUUUAAUGAGUAA